Messenger RNA from Funneliformis caledonium, 405 nucleotides. Lineage: Eukaryota; Fungi; Glomeromycota; Glomeromycetes; Glomerales; Glomeraceae. The record is from the annotation of a GenBank genome assembly.
AUGGCACAAGUUCCAUUAUACACAAAUAUUUUUGUAGAAGAAAAAGGAGAUCCAACCAAAACCACCAUUAUACUUUCAAGUGGAUUUUACUUCGAGGACAAGUUGGGAUCUCAAUGGAUCGAUCAUUUAGUUCUUGCCACUGAAAGUUUACUUGAUCCUCAAGGAAAUUUUGAAAAAGUUGUUUUUGGAAUUAACCGAUUUGAUUUAUCUCAAUUUUUCAGUACCUUGACGAUACCUACUUUGCAUAUCUUUGGAGAAAAAGACAUAUUUAUUGAUUUAGAACAUAGUCUUUAUUUUGCUUCUCAUAGUACAACUGCUAGUUAUAAAGAUGUUGGUCAUUGUCCUUUAUGGGAAAACACCAAAGAACUUAACAAAGAUAUUAUGGAAUUUUUUGAAAAAGUUUAA